GUGACUAUACCAUCAACAUGGCUGCCUGGUUGAGCCAAGAUGGGAGCUACGUGCACCAAAAAUCGUAAAAUUUACCUCCAAAAUGCAGGAAAACCAGGAUGAAAAUCUCCAAGCACCUCUCGUAGGAUAUUGAACUUUGAAAUGGUACAAAUUACACCGCGUUUUGUUUGUAAUUUCAAGAUUUUAGCGAGUGAGAAUAACUGACUGAAGCUUGAAGUCAGCUCUGACCACAACUUGGCUCGAGAAGAGCUGGUCAUUUUGGGUUUUCGGGGAAUUCUUUUCGACCGAAAAAGACUCUAAAGAUAUCCCUUUUGUUCUGUUAAAGGCAUAAUGUCAAGAAAACACAGUACACUAUUAAAGGAAGAAAUAGAUGAUGAAGUGGAGGGAUCAGGUGGAGACAAGAAGAAAAGAGAGAAAGAGAAAGAAGGAGUAGAAAAGAAGAAGAAAUCUCACAAGAAAGGAGGGGUGGAAAGAAGUGAAGGAUAUUACAAUGACGUCAUGUCAACAAAGCAAAAUACUGCCAUCAGUACCGCUGCAGUUAAUCCAAGUGCAGAAAUGGUAACAUCACCAGUACAUACUCAACCCUCGGCAGUCAUCCCCCCACCAUUACAACCACCCCCUCAGUCUCAUCAAAGUCACCGACAUCAUGUAGCACAACAGAAUUACAAUGUCGCUGUAUCACAGAUCUCACCUAAUGCGCAAGCAUAUGCUGUGCAAGGCGUCCAAGGACAGGUUGGUGUGCAACAGAUACCUGGAGUACAACAAAAACAAGGUGUGCCAGGACAGGUCGGGGUACAACAGAUACCAGGAGUACAACAAAUACAUAACCAGCAAGUUGCUGCAGGACACUGGCAGCAGCAGGCCGCACCUCAAAGAAUUCUACCCCCGCCUAGCACACAGCAUGUUCAAAUUUUGCAACAACCAUUCCAGCAAAUACAGUCCCCCCAGCAACCCCACCCCCAGGUCCAAUUUACACCCCAAGUGCAACAAGUUCAGUACCAUCCCCAACCCCCACAGCAAGGGUAUUACUCUGUAGUACAGUACCCCCAUGGGGUGGCAAGGGGUCCCAAUCAAGUGCCUGGACAAGUAGUUCCAUACCAAACACAUCCUAUUGCCGUACAUCCUGGAAUGGUUGCUGAUGACCAGGGUAAUGUCUGGACACCUACUGCUCCUCAGAGCCCUACCAAUCAGGGACAGAUACAACAUGAGGGAACCUGGCCACAACAUCCCGAAGGAAAUUGGGCAGGACAACCACCUGGUACUGCUGAUCCCAACUGGCGCCCAGGAAUGGUCCCAGCACAGGAUCAACAAAGAGAAGGAAACUGGGCGGCAUUUGACGGCAGCCYUCCAUUUGAAACCAAAGCUCAAUUAACCAAUAGAAAAGAAAUAACAUGGAAAGAAAGUCCUGACAACAGCUCAAGUGAUGAAGAAAUUGAGCGCAGUAGUUCACCAGAGCUGGCUGGCGAGGAGGGGGAAGGUCUUUUGAGAGCUCCUUCUCUGACAAGCUUCGCAGAAAGCACCAGUAGUAUCGAGGAAGAAGGUGAAGACAACCCUUGGAAGAUACAACUAGAACAACAGGAAUACUACACUAAACAAUUCAAAAGAUUGCAGCCUGAUGACGGCGGUGUUAUUAAAGGUCCAAAGGCAAGAGAUUUCUUUUUAAAAUCCAAUCUGCCUACAGAAACCCUUUCAAAGAUUUGGCACCUAUCGGACAUCAAUAAAGAUAAUGCUCUAGACCUAAAUGAAUUCUGCAUAGCCAUGCACCUCGUGGUGGCCAUAAGACAUGGAUUAGAAUUACCAUCAACAUUACCAGAUGUACUUUUAUAUCACAGAUGCCAGGAAACAGCUAAUGAUGAUUUGUCUAGUGAUAGAACUACACCAUUACCAGAAAAUGUUCGACAAGAUAAUAUGGAUACAGUACAUGAGGUUUCAAAGCCAUGGGCACGAUUUAGACCAUCAUCUUACUCUGAUAGAUCAAAGAUUCUCAAUCACAUCUCUUUCGAUCAUUCUGUUAGUAAACCAAUAACUUACAGAGACUCUAAAGAAGAUACCGAUGAUGUUAGACCUCGCUCACUGUCAGACCCAUCAAUCAACGAGGACCAACCAUCAGAAGUGUCUCGUAAAACCUCAAUGCCGUCCUCUAAUGUCUCCAAGCCUAAUGCUGAUGGCACACUCAGUCCUGGUCCUGGGCCUACAGUCAGUAUUGAGAGGCCGAGAGCAGUAGCUAAGUUCAGCUUACUGGAUGCUCAACCUGGACAGCUUCUGCCACCUCCGUCUGGAAAGUUUGGUGGCUGGACACAGUCAAAGCCCGACAGAAAAGAUUCCUAUUCUGGAGAGUCUGAUGAGGAUACAGAUGAAGACUCUGAAGAAGCAGAAGAAGAAUCAAGACCAUUGUCACCCGGUCAGGCCAUGCCAGGGCCAAUGCCGGCUGUCCCUGAAGACAGUACCUCAGAGUCUCCUCGCACCCCACCCUCAUCACCCCUACAAGGAUCUCAAGUACCCAAACCAGUGUUCCCAGAUUCUGCCCAAGUCACUCGGAGAUUAAGCAAGAAAAGUAACGAGAGACCAAGGUCUGCUGGUGAUUUAAAUGACGUGAAGCCGCUGUCACCAAAUGAUAGUAGUGCUGGUUCAACACCCACUAAUAGUAGUAUUGGGUCUGACGGCAAGAAGGAACCACCCCCACCACCACCCCCUAGGAACAAAAAAGGUCAUUCCAGGUCAUCUUCAUUGGAUCUGAAUAAACUGUUUGCUUCGAAAGGAAAAGAGAGUAGAGCCAAUACGAUUGGAUCUCCUAGCUCAAGUCAUUCUAGCCAGCAUAGUCAGAAUAGCGAUAUAGCCAUAUCUUCCAAGACCCCGGAGCCAAAGAAUGAAGAAGAAGAUGGAGAAAUCAAAAAGUCCAAAGAAGAUGUCGCCAAGGAAGAGAAUUUUGCAGAUUUCAGUAACUUUGAAACAUUGGUCAAAGCACAGAGUACUGUUGAUGAGACCCAGAUGAAUGUACCGACUGGUGGACGUACUCAUAGGCGCUCGCUUUCUCUUGAUCAAUGCCAGGAUUAUUUGCCAAAGGCCACAAAACCCAACAACAAUGAAGUUGUGACAAGAACAAAUAACGGUCCUGCUAAAGUACAGGAAGCUCUACCUAGACCUGUACCUAAGCUGAAGCCGCCUGGAUCGCCUCCUGUAAAACUAUUAAAGCUUCCUGAUAGAACACCGAAGAAAGAAGGCUCCGAGGAGAGAAAACUUAAAACAGAGCCCCCCAAAGUUAUUGUCAAACCGCUUACCAAAAAAGGAAAGCUGCAAAAUAAUAUACGUGACUUAAAGGAUAAAAACCAUUUAUUGUCAAGACUAAAUAGCGAGCUACAACAAGAAUGUAAAGAGGCUAUGGAACAACGAAUAAGCUUGGAGCUCAAACUAGAGCGUCUGAAGCCUUUCACUUCAAAGUAGAAUAUAACAAAAAACCUCGUGCGACACAGGGAUCCCAUCGGUGAAAUACUAUAAUCACAAUAACUAUAUUUUAGGGAGAGCCUCAGGGGAGAGCCUUUCCCUCCAUAAACACACAGGGAUCCCAAAAAGUGUUCAGUUCUGCUCAUUCGACGUCCUGUGACGUAUUUCCGGUUGAAAAGACUUAAAAUGAAAAGCUACUAAAACAAAUCUUAAAGUUCAUUUCUAUCCAGUAGAAAUCAAAUAUACGAAAAACAAACACAUUCUAGGUUAGAAAAGUCUAGAAAAUAAUGCUUGCAUUUCAAGCUCAAAAGUCUCUUUUCAAAUUAUUCAAAUUUUAUUACAACUUGUGACGUAUUUCCGGUUCCAGUUUCGUCAUACGUUCACUAGAUUUCGAAUUUCAUCACAAUUGUGAAUUUUCUCGCUUUCUGAUUGGUCUAGAGCCGGGGAAAUAGGAGGACAUACCGAUAAAUUACGUCAGCAAAUCACGCACGCGCUUGGAACCCCAUUUUUCUUUUUUUCUUUUUUGUAGUAAAAAACCACCUCGGCUACGCCUGGUGAGUCCAAAACAUUUUGACGGUCAGAUGACAAAAAUCGUGGUAAAUAAGACCACGAAAUAAUUAAUACCAUGGAAAGCUGGAGGAAAUUUGUUGGAUUCUUUCCCCUGAAUUCAACUGCAUCUAAAUAAUAUUUAUGCUACUAGUCAAUCAAACGGAGAUAAAAUAAUCGUAUUUCAAAUGCUCGAGUAAGCCCGGAAGCGGAAGUGAUCUAUGCAAAUCACGUCAACAUGUUAUAGAAAUUCGAACGAAAAAACACUUUCGGGUCCAAAUUAAUAAUUACUUCUACAGACAUUUUUCGGCGUUUUUUCUUCAAAGUAGGACUUUCUGUUCAUAUAUCUAAUCAAUAAAGGUAGAGAAUAAAUCCUGGGAAUAAGUUGUGGCAAGAUUUUAGCGAUUUUUUGUGUGAUUGGAACUGGAAAUACGUCACAAUUUAAAAGUUCAUGCAACAAGUUGGUUAGCAUUUUCCACUUGGAAUCAUAUCAAACUUUCAUAAUAUAUUAUGAUUAAUUUCAUUUUAACGUUAUUGGUAUCAAAAAAUGUUCUUCGUUUGCGGCAAACAGGAAAAAUGAGAGAUGCGGUACGUUGACUCUUAAAUGGCUUCCUCUCUGAACCAAUCAGAAACAAACCACAUUAUUCAGGGAAGCCAUUUAAGUUCGUAUUAUACGGUGACUUUUUAAUGGCUUGGGCUUCCCAUCUGAACCAGUCAUAAAGCACAAAAAACAUGCAUCGUCCAAUCACAGCUUUAAAUUUUGGAAUCCAUUUAAAUGUCACGAUGCUAUGCGUCCACGCUACACAAAACGUGCUCCAAUCAAAAUCAAUUUCGCACUCGGACCCUAAUCAUUAGCCAAAUCCUACGAUUUUCAGUGUAAUGAGUAGGAUCUGAGUACGAGAAUAAAAUUGAACUAGUGUUUAGUCCUUUGCGCUUUGCUGCAUGGAGAGUUACUGGUACCCAGCAGACUAAGAAUUUUUUAUAUAAAGAAAUUAAAGACUAUUAUAUGGU
Actinia tenebrosa (Australian red waratah sea anemone) is the source of this 4998-nucleotide messenger RNA. RefSeq lists its product as uncharacterized. Gene Ontology annotation, cellular component: cytoplasm; plasma membrane. Gene Ontology annotation, biological process: endocytosis; endosomal transport. The record is from RefSeq and is a predicted model, not a curated record. Gene Ontology annotation, molecular function: calcium ion binding; protein binding. Lineage: Eukaryota; Metazoa; Cnidaria; Anthozoa; Actiniaria; Actiniidae.